CUGGACUGACCGUACUCCUUCAGUCAGAUAACACGCACUCAGAGCCAAACGUCCUCAUCUGAGUCACCUAAUCACCUGCGCCGGUACAGAUUUCCUUUGAGAUUUGGGCAUUUCUGCAGCAUGAUGUUAUCAAAUGGAUCCUUUCCUAUUAUACAGGUCUUUGUUCCGGUAGUUGCCUUCGCUAUCGUGAUUCUCUGCUGCUUCUCCCUCUGUAAGGCCCUCCAGAGGGUCCGCAGGGAGCAGCUGGAGAGCCAGUCACGGACUCGGACUCUCAGCACUCCAGAGCGGCCAUCCAUCUUCGUCAUCCCCUUUUCACCACCUGACGAGCAGCUGCGUCGACCCCCACACUACAGCACUGCUACAGUGGACCACUACAGCCCCCCUCCCGCUUAUCACGAGUUGGAGCUGAAGCCUGACUUUAUUCCUCGUGAUCCUCCUCCUGCGUACUCAGAAUCUACCUCUUUUCCACUACAUGAGGUCUCUGAGUCGAGUCCAGCAGAGACCAGUUCUUCAGCCGGUCCAGAGACUGAAUAAAACUCUGGAAACACUGUCACCUCAUCCCAGAAUCCUCAGGCCAGGGCUUCCGUUAUCUGCACCAAGGUUAAAAACCCCAGACCUGAGAGCUUUGCGUAUGGAGAGACUCCACAGCUGCUGUUUUUCUGCCUGUUCCACUCCUGCACUCGAAAAAAUACAUGGUGCCAAAGAAAAUGCCACAUUUCGUUUCUACAGAACCUUAAAUGGAAGGUUCUUUAAAUCUUUUGUAAAUAAUAUAUAGUGUACAGAACUUUUUUGAAGGUUAAAGAACCUCCACAUGAUGUGAAUGUUCUAUACCAAUGAACAGUUUUUUCUAGAACCAUAUGUUUUAGAAGCCAUUCAGGAACCUUGAGUUUUAAGAGUGUGGAUUUUGAGAAGAGCACUGAAAAUAUGUAAAUGUCUGUACAUUGUGUAAAUAGGUUUUGUUAACUUUAUAAAUGAACAAUAAAGAUGUAAAUAAUAAGAAAUAAAAAUGUGACGUCUGGAGCUUCA
Colossoma macropomum (tambaqui) is the source of this 1026-nucleotide messenger RNA. RefSeq lists its product as uncharacterized. The record is from RefSeq and is a predicted model, not a curated record. The transcript is spliced from 4 exons. The coding region runs from base 121 to 534 and encodes 137 amino acids. Lineage: Eukaryota; Metazoa; Chordata; Actinopteri; Characiformes; Serrasalmidae.